AUGUCGCGCCAGCCCAUGAGCAUGGAGGCCAUGCUGGACGAGGAGAGACGGGAUGUCCUGGCUCUGCUUGAGGGCAGCGCCGCCCGACCCAGCUGGAAGGCAACCUCUCCAGUCUCUGCGCGCUCGCCGUCGCCCUAUACCUCGCCCCGUUCUCCCGUGAGGAGUAUGCUGGAUAUUGGCGACGAUGGAAUCAAGAAAAGCCCGGCCAGGACGACUGUCUUGCCUGUCCGCAGUAUGCUGGAUAUUGAUGUCCCUCCCGCACCAGUCAGGAGCAUGCUCGACAUCGACACAUCUGCGCCGAAACAGGCUGCUAGCGCUGGCCCUAGUUCCCCCGUAGAAUCUCGCGCACCUCAUCCUAGGACCUUUUCCGACUCUGCAGGGCCCAAACCCAGCUUUGGGCCGCGAGCGCCCGUCAACAGGCUGAAUCCUACCAUGGACUACCAGUUCUCCGAUAUUGCUACGAACAACCUCGGACAAGCUAUGCCCAAGCGUACCACCCAGACUGUAAAGAAGCCGUCUGCUAUGGCCGAUGUCAUGCGUGGCAACGAAAUACCCGGCAUCGUUCUUCCCGGCGACAGAGCCCGUCACAGCUCUAUUGCGUCGAAUCCCGUUCCCAGGAACGCCAGGAGCUCGAGUAGAGGCCACAACAGCAAGUCCAAGUCUCCCCACGGCCGAUUUGGCAUGCGAUCUCCUUCUCCCAACGUCAGUGGUCGAUUCCAGCAGAUUCCCGGAACCGCUGUUCUCGACGACGGCAGGGUGGUCGACAUCACCACAGCCUACCGUAAGCUGUCCGAUGCCAACCUAGCGUUCAAGGGAGGCGACCUGGGAGAGCUGGCGGCGCGCAAGCACUCGAGCGCCAUUGAGCGCAACGGAGGACGAAUGGUCAAAGACUACCUCAGCCCUGACGGCGAGCCAUUGGAGGAGAGCAGCGAUGAUGAGGGCAGCUAUUCGGAUGAAGAGCAGAGAGGACGUAAGAUGGCACCUCGUGCUGCAGACCACAGUGGCAAGUCUCCCGCAGGCGACAAGGGCGAUCGCAAGACAUUGAGUCUGCUGGCCGCAGCCGAAGAAGAGCGCAUCGACGUCAGUUCGCAGCCACAGUACCAGUACAAGUCCUUGUUGGACGACCCGCAAAUCACCCUUACAACACCUACAGGCGAGAAAACCAAGCCAUCAAAGCCAGGCGUACAUCCUACUACGGCAUUUGAUCAAGGCCCAGGCUCAGGACCCGCUUCGGCAGUCAACUCCGAUGAUGAGGAGGCGCUUACGGAUAUCAAGAGAGCGCAAAGACUAGCCUUCCGAUACCAAGACGUGCGGAACCAGAGUGAAUUCUCUCGGACGCUCCUAACUUUCUACCGUGGAGAAUGGGAGACGAUCCAAAAGCAGGCUGAGGAAGAGCACCACAGGUUGAGAAAGUACUUGGUGGCCACCGACCUCAGCGACGAGUCGACCCAUGCCCUGGAAUGGGCAAUUGGCACGGUUCUGAGAGAUGGCGACACCCUCAUCUGCAUGUACUGCGUGGAUGAGGAGACGGGAAUCUACUCUACGGAGGAUGUUAUGGUACCAGACGAUCCCAAGGCACACAGAGAGCAGGCGGCCGCCAUCAACGCCGUCUCCAACUCGAGGACGCCGCCUCCGACUUCAUCUGCUCCGUCGUUCCCACAUCUAGCCAGAGCGUCUGCGUUGAGUAGCGAGAACGGAACCCCGUCGCCUGCUCCAUCAAGCCGUGAGCGCGAUAGGGCCGAAGAGGAGCGGCUUAGGGCAAUCAACGAUAUUACAGAACGGGUCACCAAGCUUCUCCGAAAGACGCGGUUGCAGGUGCGGGUCAUAGUCGAGGUCCUCCACUGCAAGAACCCGAAGCACCUGAUCACUGAGAUCAUUGAUCUGGUAAACCCUACUUUGGUGAUUCUUGGCAGCCGUGGCCGCAGCGCACUGAAGGGUGUCAUUCUGGGAUCAUUCUCCAACUACUUGGUUACCAAGAGCUCUGUGCCCGUCAUGGUGGCUCGCAAACGAUUGCGGAAGCAGAGCAAGUAUAAGAGGCCUAUGAAGCAAGUUAACAUGAUCCACACACCGGGAGCUAAGAGCCUAGCCAACGCAAAGGUUGACUAG
This is a messenger RNA of Colletotrichum chrysophilum, 2106 nucleotides long. RefSeq lists its product as uncharacterized. The transcript is spliced from 3 exons. The coding region runs from base 1 to 2106 and encodes 701 amino acids. NCBI's taxonomy places the organism in Eukaryota, Fungi, Ascomycota, Sordariomycetes, Glomerellales, Glomerellaceae. The record is from RefSeq and is a predicted model, not a curated record.